AUGCCUUCGAACGGGCAUUUUUCCGGCCUGAAAACGACCAUCAGCGUGCUCGGAGACGAUCCACCGCGCACGCACCGCAUCAAUGCCAACUCGUUCCAGCAGAACGCGCUGCUAACGGUGAACAGGUGGCAGUACGCCGCUUUCUAUCAGAGCAAAGAUGGCGCUGGGGACAGCAAUGCUUGCUACCCAACACUUGCUCGGCGGUUCCUUCGCUCCUCGCCUGGAGAGGAUGACGGGCAGUGGGAGUAUCUGGUUUUCGACGACUACGAGCAGACGACCGAUGACGGCCACAACACCAUCUCCAUCGGCAUCUGCACCGGUGAUGGCACAAUCCACGUCUCAUACGAUCACCACUGCGAUCCACUUCGAUACCGCUACUCAAUCCAAGGCCUCGCAACACACCCCACCUCCCACGCCUGGACCGCAGCCCUCUUCACAACGACAUCCAACACCCUCCCGGGCUUACCCCACGCGUCCUACAUGGACGAAGUCUCGUACCCGCGCUUCGUCAGCGUCAACGACGACCUCCUCCUAACCUACCGCAUCGGGCAAGCGGGCUGCGGGUCCGACACGCUGCACCGCUACUCGAGCAGCACGCACCAAUACCUACCACCACCACCACCACCACCAUCCUCCCCGUCCUCCUCCCCGUCCUCUUCCUCUCCCUCCCCGCCGAUCCUCCUCGCCGGCGGCGCCGCCAGCUCCCCCUACAUCAACGGCCUCGACCACGACCCCCGCCGCAACCUCCUGCACGUCAGCUGGACGUACCGCGCCUUCGUCGCGUACGCGGGCGCGCGCGACCCGCGCUCGGCGGCGCACAAGCGGCAGGCGGGGCCGAACGGGCCCGAGAACAACUACGAUCUGUGCUACGCGUGGAGCGCCGACGGCGGGCGCGUGUGGCGGGGCGGGCGCAGCGGCGGGGAGGGCGUCAAGGUGGCGGAUUUUGGGGGCAAGGGCGAGGCGAUCGCGCCGCCGGGGGUGGGGGAGGGGACGCAUACGCGGGCGUUUGGGAUCGAGAGGGGGAGUGGGGUGUUGAAUCAGGAGGGGCAGUGCGUGGAGAUUGGUGGGGGGUUUUUUGUGUUGAAUAGGGAGAGGUGGGCGGAGGGGGUGGAGAGGGUGGAGAGGUGGGUGGUGUAUUGGAGGGGGGUGGAGGGGUCCUGGAAUCGCAGUCCGAUUGACGGGUACUCGCCCACCGAGACGGGGUCGAGAGGGAGUGUUUGCGCGGACAGAGACAGCAACGUUUACGCCAUCUUGCCGGGCAACACCGACUCCUCCCUUUCGAUUGUCAAAGCGUCUGUGGCGGAGGAGGGGCAUCUGCGGUUCGAGACGGUGUGGAGGCAGGACGGGUUUGACGGCGAGCCGCUGGUGGACCAGCCGAAAAUGGACGAGCGAGGCAUCAUAUCGAUUUUCACGAGAACCGACAGGGGUGCGGAUGGGAAACGCAAAGUUGUGGUCAUUGACGUGGAACUGGGGUAG
Molecule: messenger RNA, 1476 nt
Organism: Diplodia corticola
Lineage: Eukaryota; Fungi; Ascomycota; Dothideomycetes; Botryosphaeriales; Botryosphaeriaceae
Product: dockerin type 1
Exons: 3
Coding region: 1-1476 (491 amino acids)
Source: RefSeq, a predicted model, not a curated record